Molecule: messenger RNA, 312 nt
Organism: Miscanthus lutarioriparius
Lineage: Eukaryota; Viridiplantae; Streptophyta; Magnoliopsida; Poales; Poaceae
Source: the annotation of a GenBank genome assembly
AUGUGGUUUCUGUCGCGGUUCUAUACAGCUGAUGAAGCUCACAAAAUGGGACUUGUGAACAUUGUGGUGCCACUUGCUCAACUGGAGCAAGAAACUGUCAAAUGGUGCAGGCAGAUCUUAAGGAACAGCCCCAUGGCCAUCCGGGUGCUGAAAUCUGCACUCAAUGCUGCUGAUGACGGCCAUGCAGGUCUUCAGGAGCUUGGCGGGAAUGCCACCCUGAUAUUCUACGGCACUGAGGAAGCAAAGGAAGGGAAGAAUGCGUACAUGGAGAGGCGAUGCUCGGAUUUCUCCAAAUUCCCACGGAAACCUUGA